Molecule: messenger RNA, 1452 nt
Organism: Octopus bimaculoides (California two-spot octopus)
Lineage: Eukaryota; Metazoa; Mollusca; Cephalopoda; Octopoda; Octopodidae
Molecular function (GO): interleukin-17 receptor activity
Source: RefSeq, a predicted model, not a curated record
GACAGCUUGUGUGCGAUGUGCUUUGACUUGAUAGGAACACAGUAGGCCAGUCUUGGAGAGAGAGAGCGAGCGAGUGGACCGUUUCUGAAAGUGUAUCACGUACAUUCAGUCAAUUAUAUGCACAGAAUAGCUAGUUUUAUCUGUAUACACACACAUAUAUAGUGUAUAUAGUAUUGUGUAGAUUCUGAGAAGAAGGAGAUCUUUUCUUCAGAAGCUAUUGUUUAUUAAGUACCUGGGGGUUUUUGGUUUUUGUUUUCUUUUUCUCAUAUACUAAUGAAUAGAGAAAGUGAACGGUUGUUCAGGAUUAUCUAUGUUUUGUAAUUAUACCGUUAUCAUAGUCGUAAACAACUAAUACAAGAAAGGUGAGAGAGACUAUCGUUGUUCCCUCCUUGUUGUUAAUUGCUAUUGUUUAUAAUCCAUCACGAUCGUCUCACCCCUUAAUCUCUAGCACCAACUUAAUCCCUUGAUCGUUUAUCUUUACUAUCUUCAUCGUUUUCCCGCAUUAUUCCUCUUGAUUACAUUACCUACCGCCAUCAACGUUGAUGAGUCUCUUCAGGUGUCAUGUACCUUGUCUAAGACAAAAAGAAAAGCACUUCAAACAUUAAACAUCACCAGAAAUUAUGCAUGACAUUCGAUGGUUUGUUUUUACCUGUGUGCUUGUAAGCCACCAACUUGGAUUAAUAUUUGCCCGGAAUGUUAGAGAAUUACCCACUUGUAAUACCAAUGGGUUAUGUUAUCCAUACCAAUGGCAAUCUAAUAUCAGCACACAUGUUGAUAAAGAUCAUCACAGCCUAAAAGUGCGAUUUUCACAUACCCCACAAGAAAUGAAAUUUGUGUAUUACGAAGUGGAGUUAAUUGGAGGUAUUCGUAAUAUAACUAAAAAAACAGCUGAGAAGGAAGUUGUCUUCAACAAUAUCUGCAAUGGCAAAUAUACCAUAUCCGUGAGACCUUUCGAUCCUCAUCGUUCGGAAAGUGGCCGGUGUUUGUGUUACAAGUCAGCAGGACGUUGUAUAUCCUGUAAGCGCACCUUGAAAGACUUGACCAUCAGUGAACUAGGUAAGACAUCCUUGUUAUUGUUGUUGUUUAGCCCUGGGUCAGUCCUGAUUAACCAGUGGAGGCAUGUGACCUGAUGGUUAGGAUGUUGGAUGCAUGAUUUUAAAAUUGCAGUUUUGAUUGCUGGACCAGGUGAUGUGUUGUGAUCUUGAAUAAAACAUUUCAUUUUAUGUUGCUCCACUCCACUCAGCUGACAAGAAUGAGUACUCCUGCUGCAACCCUCUAACAAAAUCCAGAAUCCAGACUCUUGGAACAAAUAUGAGACAUUCCACUCUAAUGAUUUUGUUAGUUCGCCGUCUUCAAGGAAAAUUCCAAUGAAAAUUGAAAUAGCAAUACUUUUGUUGAUCACACAUACCCUGUUACCACUCCAACUGAAUCUACAACUGAUGUUAUGGUGAU